CUGAUGUUGACCCCUCUUGUCCCCGCUGUAAAAAUCAACCAGCUGAUCACAUACAUAUGUUCUGGUCUUGUCCUUUCCUUAGAACAUUUUGGGCAGACAUCUUUCAUGCUUACUCAACAAUGUUUGGUGUGGUCAUCCCUCCAAACCCAUUAUGUGCCAUUUUUGGCUUUACUGAUGAAACACGUUCUCUUAAGGGCAGGGCCCAUGUUGUCAUAGCUUUCACCUCUCUGCUUGCCAGACGUCUGAUACUACUCUUAUGGAAGGAACAAACACCACCCACAUUCAGUAGAUGGAUCAGAGACACCAUGUCUCUCCUGAAACUGGAAAAAAUCAGAUAUACUCUGAAAGGUUCCAUACAGAGCUUUGAGAGGACCUGGACCCCUUUCUUGUCAUACUAUGAGAGCAUACAAAGCCCAAUACAAGAGAAAGAUUAGAUGGCAACACCCCCCCCCCCUCGCUUUGUUUUUCUUUUUAUUUCUUUUUUUAUUAUUAUUUCUUUUCUCUGUUUUGUUUUGCAGCAUUGUGGUAUGUAAUUGUAUUGUAAUAAUCCAAUACUUUUCUCUCUCUCUCUAUAUAUAUAUGUAUAUAUAUACAUUCUACAUGAUCUUUUAAUGUAUGUACUUCUGCUGCAUGGGGUAAGCUGGCUGGGGGUGGGUGGGUGGGCCUUAUUGUGGGUAGGGGUAUAACAAUUAGAUUUGUGAUGUGUAAUUGUAUAAUUUUAUUGAUUACCCAAAAAACACCAAUAAAAAGUGUUAAAUAUAAAUGUUUCAAUCAUGAAAUCAAUUUCAUUCAAUUUACCUAGUGGUGAUCUUAAAAUACAUUUUAAUCACCGAAUGACUUUAGCAUGAGGGGUCUAAGGUUUCAGGUCUCGACCACUUCUGAGAAAUGACAUGACGACACAAACAUUAGACAGGAAGAUAAAUGCACAUGAAAAAUCGUGUCAGUUUCAUGAGAAAAACCACACACUACCCCAUCCUCCUUCAAUUCUUGAUAAAGCCACCACAAAACACAGUAAGACACACUGCAUGUUCUCAGUCCCCUUAACACACCACCAUUUGCCCUUAUUCAUUUGUGUUCUUCUCUCGCAUGCUCUCUCUAUUAGUUUGUCUCUGAAUCAUGUUAACCAUUACUGAGACCACCAACUAUUUCCAUCUGUAAACCGCCACCUUUGCUCCACCUCCCAUCUCUGUCUUUUGUAUGAGUCACUUGUCAGGUUGCAAGCAUUGCCACCAAAACUCAGAGACCCUUACAGUCAUCAGUCAGAUUACUAAUAUAGUACAACGCCCGCUACAAGCACAGUAGCAAGAUCCAGGCCGUUUGACCAUGGGCGUUUCAACCGUUACCUUUCUGGUAGCUGUCCAUCUCACCCUCAUACCCCUGACUACCCAGUCAUGCACUAGAGGCCUCCCCCGUGAGUGCAAAGAGGCUGAGUUUGCCCCAGGAUCCAACCUGGCCGGUGAGGGCUUCGACAUCACCAAGAUGGAGCGCAAGGGAGCCUUCGUCAUUGACAUGAACCUAUGGAGGCGGGAGAAUAACACCUGCAUGCUGUGCAGGAACCCGUAUCAAGAGGGGAAGAUGCAGAAAGUCCCACUACCUGUGGUGGACUGGAGAGUCAGUCAUAAAUGCGACAUUAAGGUUGCCAGCUCACAGUACCAGUCCAGUGAGUCCCUGGUCAAAGCCAGUACCACCAGUGUGGAGAACAACUGGAAAGCUGAUUUACAAGUAGAGACCAAAAGGGGAGCUGGAUCCUUGAUGCUGGCUGGAAGCCAGUCCAAAUUGGCUGAGUACUCCAUGGAAAAAACUAAAGAGGACAAGUUUACCUUCUUGAGCCAUAAGAUGGUCUGUAGUUACUACAGCUACAGGGUUUCCAACCAGCCCCCUCUCCACCCAGAGUUUCAGCACGCCAUUAAUCAACUUCCAAAGAAAUACAGCAGUGUGAACAAGCAGCGUUUCUACAAGCUUAUCAACAACUAUGGCACUCAUUACAUGACAAAGGUGACUCUGGGCGGGAUGGUGCAGUCGGUGACCAGCAUCAGGCAGUGCAUGGCCUCUUUACAGGGCCUGUCCUCAGACGAGAUCAAGAUGUGUCUGGAUGUGGAAGCCUCAGCCAGCGUGGGAGACAAAGUCAAGUCAGGGGCAGAGAUGAAGCACUGUCAGGAGGCAAAGGAGAAGACAGAGGCCAAGAACAGUUUCUCCAACAACUUCAGUGACAGGCUCACAGAGAUCUUUGGUGGCCACACCACCGAGCCUGAGCUUCUCUUCUCUGCGGACAAAGACCCGGCUGCUUACAAGGAGUGGCUCUCCUCCCUGCCACUCAACCCAGAUGUGAUCUCCUAUUCACUGGAUCCCCUCCAUGAGUUGCUGCCCCCCAACCUUCCACUGAGGAAAGAGCUACGUAAAGCAAUUAGACAUUAUGUUCUGGAGAGUGGACUCUGGCAAAACUGCACUGAGUCCUGCAAGUCUGGCAUCAAAAGAAACGCAAAGGAGCCCUGUACGUGCAGUUGUCAUGGUGAUCCUGGUGUUGGAAGUGACUGUUGUCCCACUAAACGUGGUCUUGCUCGGGUCAUCAUCACUGCAGUGAAGGCCACUGGUUUGUGGGGCGACACCAGCACAGCUACAGAUGCCUUCGUGAAGGUGUUCGACUCUCAGAACUUGCAACUUGGACGAACCCACGUGAUUUGGAACAACAACUCACCUUGGUGGAACUCAGCCUUUGACAUCGGUGAUGUCCUUCUCUCUCAGACCAGGACGGUGCAGUUUGAGGUAUGGGACGAGGACAACAAGUGGGAUGACGACCUGCUCGGAACAUGCACCGUGGACCUCAAGGAAGGGACAAAAGAGGGUGUGUGUCGCCUGAACCACGGGAUGCUCUUCUACAAGCUCCAAGUGACCUGUGGCCCAAGCCUGAGUGGCCCGUCCUGUUCUGAGUAUGUGAGCUCUCCCAUGAACGGUCACCUGGAGAGGCUGUAUGUGUCUCGCCAUUCCCGGCCCAUACCAAAGGACAUGCUCAUAAAAAUGGGAGUGUUUGGGGAUGAACACCCUACGCAUUUCAAUCUUACUAAUCCAAACUGACAUUUUCUCUUUCUUUUUUUGUUGCCUCAUUAAGGAUUUAUGUACUCAGCAAGAUUAAUAUUUAUCUAUCUUACAUUAUAUUUAUAUUUACAUUUACACUACUGCAAGUAGUAGAGACCUUUCCAGAGUAAGCACAAAGUACUCAUUUUAGUAGAUAGAAAGCAGAUAGAAGUAGUGCACCUGAGUCUGUUGUGCGAUAGUGUUAGGCGUAUUUAGUUCAAAAUGGUCGUAAAGCUGAUGAGCUCUAAGUUCAAGCACAAAUGCUGAGAUUCUUUCCUGACAAUGAAGCAGUUUGUUUUGCUUGUCAAGGUAUAUAAAAAAGCCUUGCAGUUAGAUUGAGCCACAGCCUUGACCAGUUAUAUGUGUGAUAUCAGCAAGAAAUCAAAAUCACAAAAAAUAAAUAUGAUUACAUUAAAUGUACUUACAUUGUAUUUUUUUCUCUCACUGUGACUUCAUGACUAAUAAAGCAUUUGGUAGUAGGCAA
Messenger RNA from Clupea harengus (Atlantic herring), 3556 nucleotides. Its product is annotated as perforin-1-like. Gene Ontology annotation, molecular function: wide pore channel activity; pore-forming activity; calcium ion binding. Gene Ontology annotation, cellular component: membrane; membrane attack complex. The record is from RefSeq and is a predicted model, not a curated record. Lineage: Eukaryota; Metazoa; Chordata; Actinopteri; Clupeiformes; Clupeidae. Gene Ontology annotation, biological process: immunological synapse formation; defense response to virus; T cell mediated cytotoxicity.